AUGAUCACCCGAAGGUUGCCAGCUGUGCAAUUCAGAAGAUACUUAUCUCAUGAGUUGAAAGAAAGCAACAAGAGAUUCAUUCAAACCACACCUACGAGUACGAGGACUAGUUCAAACUCUUUCUACAACUUUCAACACGAGAAAACUAGGGAACCGCAACUACUUGAUAGAAACUCGGGGUCAAAAUGGGCAAAACACUCGUUGGAGUUUCCCUCGCAACCAAUCAGUGCACCAAAAGAAGCUAAUGAAGAAUCCCAAUCAUCAAAGGCCCCAGUACGGAGGCUGAGGACAUCGAGAUUCAAAACUUUCAAUAACCUUACCUCUGUACAACCAUCAACAUUGAAAACGGCAAACUCAACUCCGUUCAAGAAACCCUCAUCCGAGACGUCAUCCCCGUCACAGGUGAUUGAAAUCACAUCAGAUCCAGCAGUACAAGCAGCAUCAUCCUCAAUACAGAAGAAACCAAAGCCAUUAACCACUGAAACCAUACCAAAGACAAACACAGCACCCUCCACCCCAAAGAAGAAACGCACAUUGCGUCCACGUAAAGCAUUAAUAACGCUAUCUUCCAAUGCAGUUUCGCAUUUACAAGCAUUAUUGGAUCAACCUGAACCCAAGUUGAUUAGAAUCGGGGUUAGGAACAGAGGAUGCAGUGGAUUAACUUACAACUUGGAAUAUGUUGACAAGCCUGGUAAAUUUGACGAAACUGUUGAGCAGGAUGGCGUCAAGGUACUUAUAGAUUCAAAAGCAUUGUUUUCAAUUGUCGGUUCCGAAAUGGAUUGGUUAGAUGAUAAAUUGAGUUCAAGAUUCAUUUUCAAGAAUCCAAAUUCAAAAGGCACUUGUGGUUGUGGUGAAUCCUUUAUGGUAUAG
Molecule: messenger RNA, 870 nt
Organism: Lodderomyces theae
Lineage: Eukaryota; Fungi; Ascomycota; Pichiomycetes; Serinales; Debaryomycetaceae
Gene: ISA1
Product: Fe-binding Fe/S cluster assembly protein
Exons: 1
Coding region: 1-870 (289 amino acids)
Biological process (GO): iron-sulfur cluster assembly
Cellular component (GO): cytoplasm; mitochondrion
Molecular function (GO): 2 iron, 2 sulfur cluster binding
Source: RefSeq, a predicted model, not a curated record